GUUUGCUUCGUGCACACCGCUUCACUACUCGCUUACACAUAAAACCCCGAACAGUGUCUGUGCAUAUGAACUGACUGCUCUCUUAUAGGAUAUUAUCAAGUGCGAUAUGUGGGAUUCUAUUACAGAAAACUCCUGCGAACUUUGUUUUAACACCAGAUUUAACUCGAUUGAAAAAGACUCACCAUCCAAAAUGAACGAUCUAUCAAUGUACGAAUCUAACAGCCCUAUGGUAACCCAUUGCGAAUCGCCAUCUCAGUGCACGCAUAGUUUCAUACGCAGACCAUCUGAAGAUCACGAUUCUAACUCUCAAGAUUCUGGAUACAGCGCUAGUUUCCAGAGCGAAUAUGCCAAAUUCAUGACAUACGCUUCACAAAGCCGCGGUUCCUUUCAAUCGUUUGGCUCCUCAAUGGAGGAUGAAUCCCUCGAGGAUUUCUCUGACGUACAGCCUUUGGGAAACCAGGAGAACAACCUCCCAACUGACUUCGCCAAAUUGAUUGACGGCCCACUGAUCGACAGACCAAAAUUGACCGAGAACAAGCAAGAAUCCGUCAUCAGGCCUUUAUUCCGUCGUGCUCUAUCACUUUACAACCCAACCACCACCACCACCAAAAUUACUCCAAACAGCAGCAGAGUGCGUUCGUGCUUGUUCAAGGAGAACCUAGAGGUCCGCUCGUUUAAAAGACCCGAACCACCAACUGCCGGCGAAUUCAACAUCAUCAAAAAAUCCAAAAUCUUCGAUGAAGAUGAUGGCAAUGUACCAGUUGUACCCACCAGACCCACAUUACAAAGGCAUUUCUCCGCCACUGAAGAAAGCAUCAUGUCAGCCGUACAAAGAUCAGCCGUAUCGAACGAUUUGAUCGGCGAUUUCAGCAAGAGUUUCUGUUUACCACUUACUGAUGGUCGCCAUCAAGAUUUGAAAGCUAUAACACCAUCAACUUUGGCUGGAUUAAUCAACGGGGAAUACGAUCACAGUGUGGCUUCAUACAAAGUCAUCGACUGUAGAUAUCCAUACGAAUUUGAUGGAGGUCAUAUCGCCGGUGCUUUAAACGUCUACACCAAGGAGCAAUGCUUGGAGUUGUUGGAGCAAAACAAAGUUUCCGAACAACAUGCCAACAAACGUCACAUCUUGGUCUUCCAUUGCGAGUUCAGCAGUGAACGUGGCCCUAACCUAUACAGAUAUAUCCGCAAACAAGAUCGCCAAAAGAACAUGCAAGAAUAUCCAGCUCUUACAUUCCCAGAAAUCUAUCUGCUCGAAGGGGGCUACAAAAACUUCUUCCAAGAUCAUUCCGAUAUGUGCAUCCCGAUUGCCUACAAACAAAUGUUGCACCCGGAGCAUGAAGAAGACCUUCGUCAUUUCAGGCAAAAAUCCAAGACCUGGAAUAGCGAUACGCGCUGUUCGAGGCCACAGUACAACAGAUCAAAACGCUUUGCUCGUUUAGAUGUCUAAGGGUUGGAUGAUCAACCAAAAAUCAGUACAAAUAUGUGUGUGAGUGUGAGUGAAUAAAAUCUUAUGAUUUUAUUAUUGCUGUACAAAGUUGGGCCACAUUGGCCCUGAAUAAAGACCAAGUCUUUCUGUAUUAAAUAUUGUAUAUAAGAGUUAUAUAAGAGCUCGGCAUUAAGAAUGUACAGAGCAGUUUGCA
Brassicogethes aeneus is the source of this 1640-nucleotide messenger RNA. The record is from the annotation of a GenBank genome assembly. NCBI's taxonomy places the organism in Eukaryota, Metazoa, Arthropoda, Insecta, Coleoptera, Nitidulidae.